AUGAAUACAAUUUUAUCAAAAUUAUUUAUAUUAAUUAUAUUAUAUUACAUUUAUAAAUUAACUAUGUCAUCAUCAUCUAAUCCACAAGAUAAUAAAGUAGAUAUUGAAAGUUUUAAAAAUUUAAAUCCUGAUCAAAUUAUGGUUGAUGUAAACGGUAAAAAAGUUCCACUUUCAAGAAUUAAUAAACCUCAUGCUGUUAUACAUCCACAAGAUCAUCAACCACAACAACAAAACAAAGAUGCUUCUAAUUUUCCAAAAGUUGAAUCAGAUGCUAAAAAUAGAGAAGAUAUUAAAGAAUUUAAUCAACAUGUAUUGAAACCAGAUUCUAAUAAACCUAAAGUUGAUGCUAGUUCAUUUCCAAAAGCUGAUGAUGAUGAUGAUUUAAAAGAAAGAGCAAAAGAGUUAAAUGAGUAG
Insectozyma verbasci is the source of this 414-nucleotide messenger RNA. Lineage: Eukaryota; Fungi; Ascomycota; Pichiomycetes; Serinales; Debaryomycetaceae. The record is from the annotation of a GenBank genome assembly.